Molecule: messenger RNA, 342 nt
Organism: Botrytis porri
Lineage: Eukaryota; Fungi; Ascomycota; Leotiomycetes; Helotiales; Sclerotiniaceae
Exons: 1
Coding region: 1-342 (113 amino acids)
Source: RefSeq, a predicted model, not a curated record
AUGAGUUACGGAACCUUUUUGGCCACUGUGGCUACCAUUUUCUCUGUUUUGGCAGCACUGUUUGUUGCCCCUUUCGCUUUUGACAGAAUGGGUUGGCGAUUUCCCGGGGCUCCGCCUCUUCCUCUUCCACCGCCGCCACCGCCACCACCACCAUCUCCUCGCCGCAUUCCAUUCGCAAAGGACUCGCCAGAAAUGAUGGAGCUUGUUCAACUUCGGGCUGACGCUCGAGUCAUUCGCCGCCUCCUCGGGGUCAUUGGUCUUGGCACCAUUGUCCAAGCCCAGGAUAGGACAACCGUCCCUCUCUCCGAACUCCUCGAUGAGUUCGAGAGACUCUCUCUCUAA